AUCGCCCUUCCAGCCCGACACAGUCGCAGUUCUUCCAAUUAAUCAAUCUCCAAGCACCUCAACAUGAAGGUUUUCGUCUGCUUGCUGGCGGUGUGCAGUUUGGCCCAUGCGGGAUUCCUGGGCGGCGGCGGCGGCGGAGGAGGCAGUGCCCUUAGCUCCGGCUGGUCCUCGGGCGGUGGUGGCUACGGCGGUGGUGGUGGCUACAGCGGUGGCCACGGCGGCGGUGGUGGCUACAGCGGCGGUGGUGGCUAUGGAGGCGGCCACGGAGGAAGUGGUGGCUACGGCGGCGGCAGCACGGUUAAGAUCAUCAAGGUGAUUACCGAUUCCGGAGCAGGCGGUGGCUUCGGAGGUGGCUACGGAGGUGGCUACAGCGGAGGCCAUGGCGGCGGCUAUGGAGGUGGCUAUGGAGGUGGCUCCUCAGGAGGCUAUAGCGGAGGUCAUGGCGGCGGCUGGUCCUCCGGAGGUGGCUACAGCGGCGGCGGAGGAUAUGGCGGCGGCGGCGGCGGUGGCUAUGGAAGCGGUGGCAACGUGAAGAUCAUCAAGGUCAUCUCCGACGCCGGAUCGAGCGGCGGCUAUGGCGGUGGCUAUGGAGGAGGCCAUGGCGGUGGAUCGGGGUACUCCUCCGGAGGCGCCUCCAGCUACUCCUCCGGCGGAUGGGCUCCGCAGGGCGGAUGGGCCCAGAGCAGUUGGUAAAUGCUCUUCGUUGGUCAAUGAAUACUAAUACUGUUACUGUUUGCUACUGACCCUAAUUGUAA
Molecule: messenger RNA, 755 nt
Organism: Drosophila rhopaloa
Lineage: Eukaryota; Metazoa; Arthropoda; Insecta; Diptera; Drosophilidae
Product: glycine-rich protein 5
Exons: 2
Coding region: 64-693 (209 amino acids)
Source: RefSeq, a predicted model, not a curated record